Chondrus crispus (carragheen) is the source of this 2523-nucleotide messenger RNA. RefSeq lists its product as hypothetical. The record is from RefSeq and is a predicted model, not a curated record. The transcript has 3 exons. Gene Ontology annotation, cellular component: exosome (RNase complex); P-body. Lineage: Eukaryota; Rhodophyta; Florideophyceae; Gigartinales; Gigartinaceae. Gene Ontology annotation, molecular function: RNA binding; 3'-5'-RNA exonuclease activity. Gene Ontology annotation, biological process: mRNA catabolic process. Bases 1 to 2523 code for a protein of 840 amino acids.
AUGCCGCCUCCACCAGCCUUCCACGCUCCGCCCCUCGCCCCGUCGCAGUGGCUGCGCACGCGUCCCCUUGCCCCAAAAUGCCGUCUCACCGCUGCCUUGCCGCCCGACCCUUUUACCAGGACGCUCUGGCAUCCCGCCCCCCCGCCCCGCCGCCGCCCCGCCACCCGCGACACGCCGCGUGCUCUGGCCGCCUCAAACCCCGUGUCUGCCCUCGCUGAAGACAUCGUGCUCCAGUUCCAGUCCUCGUCCGGCGCGCAUCGCAUCGGCCGCGCGGUCAAGCCGGACGGCAAGCGCAACUGGAUCGUCGCCGACGCCAACGGCGUCACGUCCUCCGUCACACUCAAGCAGAUUGCCUUCGUCCUGGGCCCCUUGUCCGAUUUCGAACCCUUCGCCGACAACCUCCACGCCUUGGACGACACCUGCCAUCAGAAGGCAUCCGAUAACCACGAUUGGCUCCCGGAAAUCUGGGAGCACGUCACGUCCGAGCAUCCAGACACCCGCACCACUGACAUUGAUGCAGUUACCGAGCUCGUCUUUUCGGACCAGCAUCCGCUCAAUUGCUAUGCCUCGCACUUGCUCAUGUCGCAUGACAAGGUCUAUUUUAAGGAGAAGAACAUCAAGGGCACCAUUCUGUACGAAGCCCGCACCCCCGAGCAGGUGCGCAGCGCCCAACUCAUGCAGGAGGCCGUCGUGGCGAAGGAGAAGUCGGAUGUCGAAUGUCUCGUGGAUAGCCUGAAACUGAUGGCUAUUGAUAUCGUAGCCAUGCGCUCAGAUGGACGCAUGCCGUCUGAUAUGGUUUCCGCUUUCAGUUCGUUUGAUGAUCGGGUGAAGGAGAUGGUAAAGGAUGCUAUGUCGGCCUUGGGGAAGAACGUCUCACCUGUGAAUGCGUUCGAUUUACUUGUGAAAUUGAGUGUCUAUUCGAAGCACGAAAACCUAGCCCUGCUCAAGUCGGACUUACCGCAUCUCCAGGAGUGGGAUCCAUCUGUACAAGCUCGCAUGCAGCACCUCAUGGAGAAUAUUCCCGACGACAUUGAUAUGCAUCUUCGUGUCGAUUUGACACAUCUGCCGUCAUACGCUAUCGAUAGCGAGGACACGUCUGAAGUAGACGACGCUAUUUCAUGGGACGCGGACACAGGCCGAAUAUAUGUUCACGUGGCAGACCCUACGCGCUAUUUUGGGGGCGAUCUCGAGGACCCCAUUCUUCAAGCCGCGUUUCGAAGGGCUGUGACGCUCUAUUUACCAACCGCAAAGUUUACUAUGUUUCCAGAAGAGUUGGCGACCCAGGUGUUUUCAUUAGAUGGGGUAGAUUCAGACGGCUCCGCGUUGUCGUUUAGCUUUUGUAUCGAAGAUGAUGGGUCCAUUCGUCAAGACUCUGUUACCGUCGAGAUGACGCAAAUCUCCACGCCGAUUCGAUACACCUACGAGGAGGUAGACGCAAUAUUGUCAGACACAGCGAAAGAGGGGGAUCACGCAACCAUGCAUAGCAUUUAUGAAAUUGCGAAGAGGAGGUAUGAGUGGAGGGAAAUGGAGGGUGGAGCGAUCAUGAUCAACACGCCGUUUAGUGAAGUCACCCUCAAAAUGAUGGAUGGAGAAGAGCCCGAAAUUUUACUGACCAAAAAGUUAACAGACACCCGGUCAUGGAUUUUGGUGUCGGAAAUGAUGAUUACAGCAUGUGCUGUAGCUGGGGACUAUGCACGAGAAGCUAGUCUUGAUGUUCCAUUCCGCGGACAAGAGCCAUUUGACUACCCUGAGGAUGAGGUGCUAGAGACAUACCCCAACGGACCGGUUCGAGCGGCGAUUGUUUUCCGCAAUGCGGCACCUUCACAGGUCGACACGAAAGCGAUGGAACAUGCAUCCCUCGGAUUGGAUGCGUACCUGCAAGUGACGUCACCCAUCCGACGAAGUUGUGACUUGGUGGCUCAUUUUCAAUUGAAAGCAAGAAUACGAGGCGAAGCGGGGCGUUUGUCUAUCGAAGAGGUGCGGAAAGAAAUUGCAAGAAGCGGAGAUGUUACGCGGGAAAUGCGACUAGUUGACAACCGAACUAAGAAAUACUGGCAACUCGAGUACCUUCGGCGCAUGGGUCCGCGAGUGGAGUACGACGGUGUGUACGUUCGCGGGCUGAGAGAUGACGACAGCAAACGAGGUCUUGUCUACUUCGAGGAGUUUGGUUUUCAGAUGGUGGCUAGCGUGCCGUCAACUGCAAAGCCCGGAAGCAAGCUGAAGCUGAGAGUGGAGGAGGUAGAGCCGAGAAGUGGCUUUUCACGGAUCGAGGCGACUAUGGUUCUGACGGCAAAAGAAGUUAGCGACUUUUCAGACAUACUUGAAGAUGCCCUUUCGGACAAUGCGAGGAAUGCUUGUCGGUCUUUACGCUGGGAUGCUCUGACUUCUUGGAGCCGGACUUGGUCGAGCCGCUGUCUUUGUCCUUUUCCUUCCCGUUUCCAGCACUCGUAUCCUUUCCGGCCUUCUUGGAAUCCGCCUUGGAAUGCUUCUCGGAAUCCUUCUUGGUUCCAUUUCCCGAGCUAG